CAUUCUCCGUUCCAAUAGAUGGCGACAAUGAUCAACUUAACAUUACAGUCUACAGAAUGAGAGGAAAUCUGAACAAAAUAGCACUGGACCAUGUGAAUGGCUGAUCUGAUAAUGUGUUGAAAUCAGUCCAUAUUCAGUCUGUAAAGCAACACACCGUUAAUUAAAGCUGAUUAACAUCAGUGAUAAUGCGCCGUCUGGGUUCAGUGCAGCAGAAGAUUCCAUGUGUUUUCCUGACGGAAGUGAGAAACGAACCAUCCAGAAAACGCGACUGUCAGUUCCAGGUGGUGGCCACUGAGAACGUGAACCCUGCUGCUCUUGCAUCAGGAAUUCACUGUGCGGUAGCAACUGAGAAGAUUGAUGGGACAUGCUGCUAUGUCACCACUUACAACGGAGAACCUUGUCUCUGGGCUCGCUUGGAUCGGAAACCAACCAAGCAGGCGGACAAGAGAUUCAAAAAGUAUCAGUAUUCGCAGAAGACCUGUAAAGGAUUUGUGUGGAACGUAGAUGAAGAUUUCCGAGAAGUGCCAGAAUCCUGGAUCGCUGCUCACAGAGUCAAGCAUGAGAAUGGCCAUCCAGUGCCUGAUGAACAUGGACACAUACCUGGUUGGGUUCCGGUGGAUCAUACCAACAAGCAGUAUUGCUGGCACGCCUCUGUGGUCAACUAUGAUGUUGGUGUUGCCCUUGUCCUGAAGACACAUGAGGAUGAUGAAGGAUUGCUUGAAAUUGUCAGCAUUCCUCUGGCAGACCUCAUGGAGCAAACCCUUGAGCUUAUUGGGACCAACGUUAAUGGAAAUCCAUAUGGUUUGGGAAGUAAGAAGCAUCCAGUCCAUGUUCUGGUGCCUCACGGGGUCCUGCGUAUCCGGAACCCUCCUCCAGUGGAAUUUCAGCAGCUUUAUUCCUGGUUUCAGGAAUGUCAAGAGGGGCGAGUGGAGGGAAUUGUUUGGCACUGUGAUGACGGGACACUGAUUAAGAUACACCGCCAUCAUCUCGGUCUGAAAUGGCCUGUUGGUGACACCUUCCUGAACACCAGGCCUGUGGUCGUCCACGUAGACGAAACAACAUGUGAUCCAGAUGCUUCCGAGAAGGACUUGUUCAAAUCAUUCUCCAACAUAAAUGGACAACCCUUCAGCUGCAUGCAGGACAUUCAGUUUCAAUCCUGAUCCCAUAAAAUUAAACUACCAAACAUUCCUACUACAUCUGUUUUUAACCAGAGUGAAGACUGGUUUGCCAACACUCAAUAUUGGUCAAAACUGCCUGUUCGGUAUUCCCAUUGACACCUUGCUCAUAUAUGCACUUAGGUAUGUGAUGUAUGCCAAUGCUGUGAUUGCUUUAUAUUUUGCACUUUUUCCUUUCUUUUAGAGAAUGGUAGUUUUUUUGUUUUUUUUUAAAUAGGUUUCAGAGGACGUUCAGGAAUAUGUAUAUAAAUAAAUGGAACUGUUUAUUACAUCUAAGGAGCCUCAAAAAUGAGGCAGUGAUUGAUAAUUAUACAGGUGCUGGUCAUAUAAUUAGAAUAUCGUGAAAAAGUUCAUUUUUUUUAUUGUAAAUUAUUUUAAAAAAUGAAACUUUCAUAUAUUCUAGAUUCCCUACAUGUAAAGUAAAACAUUUCAAAAGUUUUUUUUUUUUUAAUUUGUUGAUUAGAGCGUACAGCUCAUGAAAGUCCAAAAUCCAGUAUCUCAAAAUAUUAGAAUAUUUACAUUUGAGUUUCAUUAAAUGACCAUCCCUACAGUAUAAAUUCCGGGUAUCUUUUGUUCUUUGAAACCACACUAAUGGGGAAGACUGCUGACUUGGCAAUGGUCCAGGAGACAAUCAUUGACACCCUCCACAAAGAGAGUAAGUCACAGAAGGUCAUUACUGAAUGGGGUGGCUGUUUACGGAGUGUAUAUCAAAGCAUAUUAAAUGCAAAGUUGACUGGAAGGAAGAAAUUGGGUAGGCAAAGGUGCACAAGCAACAGGGAUGACCGCAAGCUUGAGAAUACUGUCAAGUAAAGCCAAUUCAAACACUUGGGAGAGCUUCACAAUGAGUAGAAUGAAGCCGGAGUCAGCGCAUCAAGAGUCACCACACUCAGACAUCUUCAGGAAAAGGACUACCAAGCCACUUCUGAACCAGAGACAAUGUCAGAAGCAUCUUACCUGGGCUAAGGAGAAAAAGAACUGGACAGUGAACAGUGGUCGAAAGUCCUCUUUUCAGAUAAAAGUAAAUUUUGCAUUUCAUGUUGAAAUCAUGGUCCCAGAGUCUGAAGGAAGACUGGAGAGGCACAGAAUCCAAGCUGCUUGAAGUCUAGUGUGAAGUUUCUGAAGUCAAUAAUGAUUUGGGGGGGCCGUGACGUCUGCUGGUGUUGGUCCAUUGUGUUUUAUCAAGUGCAAAGUCAAUGCAGCCAUCUUCCAGGAGAUUUUGGAGCACUUUAUGCUUCCAUCUGCUGACAAGCUUUAUGGAGAUGCUGAUUUCCUUUUCCAGCAGGACUUUAGCACCUGUCCACAGUGCAAAAACCACUUUCAAGUGGUUUGCUGAGCAUGAUAUUACUGUGCUUUAUUGGCCAGCCAAUAUGCCUGACCUGAAUCUAUGGGAUAUUUUCAAGAGAAAGAUGAGAAACAGUCGAUCCAACAAUAUACAGAUGAUCUGAAGGCUCAAUAGUGCCUCAGCAGUGCCACAGGCUGAUCACUUCCAUGCCACACUUCACUGAUGCUGUAAUUUGUGCUAGGAGCAAGUCAUUUGCUGUAAUAUGUCCUGCCGAUCAAGUAUUGAGUGCACAAAAGAACAUACUUUAAAGAACUUGAACUUUUCUGUUUUGCAAAUCCAUUUUUUGAUUGAUCUUAGGAAAUAUUCUAAUAUUUUGAAAUAGUGGAUUUUGGACUUUCAUGAGCUGUACGCUCUAAUCAUCAAAAUUAAAAAAAAAAAACUUUUGAAAUGUUUAACUUUACAUGUAGGGAAUCUAGAAUAUAUGAAAGUUUCAUUUUUAAAAAUAAUUUAUAAUAAAAAAAUGAACUUUUUGAUGAUAUUCUAAUUAUAUGACCAGCACCUGUAUAUACAAAAAGAAAAAAACCUUUCAGUUUCAGUUCUUGCUAGUAAGGCCACAAAUAACAAAUAUUGUAAAACCAAACUUUAUAUGAAAAUGUCUUAAUAUUUUACUAAAAAAUAAAUAUGUUCCUACUUCUAUUUAUAAAACACUUCAACUUAAUUGUACUUGAAUAUAAAGUGAAGUAACAUUGUUACAUGUACAUAUUUUGCUCUAAAUAAGCAGUAGCAAUAAAAUCUAAUGACCUGAAAAAUGA
Ctenopharyngodon idella (grass carp) is the source of this 3269-nucleotide messenger RNA. It is a transcript of the gene rlig1, whose product is annotated as chromosome 24 C12orf29 homolog. The record is from RefSeq and is a predicted model, not a curated record. The coding region runs from base 186 to 1160 and encodes 324 amino acids. The transcript is spliced from 7 exons. NCBI's taxonomy places the organism in Eukaryota, Metazoa, Chordata, Actinopteri, Cypriniformes, Xenocyprididae. Gene Ontology annotation, biological process: response to reactive oxygen species. Gene Ontology annotation, molecular function: RNA ligase (ATP) activity.